AUGUGGAAGGCUGGGCUCUGGGGGCUGCUGUGGACAUUCCUUGUCUCAGAAGCCCGAGCUGCCGUCGAUCCAGCCGAAGAAAGGUAUGAGCUACUUGAGGGGCAGACCUUGACAGUGAGCUGUCCUUUCAACAUCAUGAAACAUGCCAGCAGCCAGAAGGCUUGGCAGAGGCUGCCGGAUGGAAAGGAGCCCUUGACACUGGUGGUUACAGAGAAGUCAUCUACAAACCCCAGUGAAGUCCGUGUGGGAAAGUACACACUGAAAGACGACCCUGCUGAGGCCAUGUUGCAUGUCCAAAUGAGGGACCUUCGGGUGACAGACUCUGGAUUGUAUCGCUGUGUCAUUUACUACCCUUCUAAGGAACCUGUUCUGCUCUUCCAUCCUGUCCGCCUGGUGGUGACCAAGGAUUCUUCAGGUCUACCCACCCUAAGUGUCACUGCUACUACAAGAUCAACUAAAGCUCCCAUUCUUAUUACCACAAAACACCCGCGAAGAGACAGGACUGUGACGCAACCCUUCCCCAAGUCCACAGCUGUUGUCUCUUCUCCUGACCCUGGAGUCACCUUCCCAAAUGUGAUAACUAUUACCAGGGUCUCCAUACUCAGCAUCGUUGUUCCCAUGGUCUGUGGACUCUUCAUUAAGACCCUGGUCUUCACUGUCUUGUUUGCUGUCACACGGAGGUCAUUUGGAUGACAGAUCAUGAAAUCACAUGACAGUGACCUCUGACUUUCAGCCAUAUCUGUCUCACAGGGGGCUAAGGAGGGACUGUGACAUGAAUGGAGCCUGUAAUCAUGGGUGUCAUCUAAGGCUCAGGAUGUCCUCUGCUGGCCCUGCCCACUCUCCUCAUUCCCUCCAUCAUCUUGGGCAUGUGUUCUGCACCCUCAGAAGAGGGGAAACAGUGCCCAGCACCCUCCA
Molecule: messenger RNA, 915 nt
Organism: Onychomys torridus (southern grasshopper mouse)
Lineage: Eukaryota; Metazoa; Chordata; Mammalia; Rodentia; Cricetidae
Gene: Trem1
Product: triggering receptor expressed on myeloid cells 1
Exons: 4
Coding region: 1-693 (230 amino acids)
Biological process (GO): neutrophil-mediated killing of gram-negative bacterium; cytokine production involved in immune response; chemokine production
Source: RefSeq, a predicted model, not a curated record